AUGGCAGCCACAAACUCAGCUUCCAUAUCCAAUUGGUAUACUCAAGCAUACUCGGGGUCUUUUCGUACUGGUCGAUUGCGAGCCUCUUCUAAUCUUCCUCCUCGGAAUCUAGCACAAGCACAUGCUAACGCCGUACAACAUACUCUGGUAGUUGAUGUUGCCAGACAACUGGGGAUAAAUGUCGAUGGCGAUGAGACGGCAAAAAAUGUGAGAAGGAGAGAAACUAUUUUCGGCCCAGAUGUGGGCGAGGAUGAUGAACCUGGAUGGACGAAGAGGGAUGAGGGUGUUAAGGUUGGGGUUGAUGUGGUCAAAGGGUGGGUAGAUAAGGCUAAAAGUGAAGAGGGCCUACACGCCACUACCACUCUUCAAGCCCUCGUAAACCUUAAACGUCCCACUUUGUUGCUCCAACAACUGGAAGGCGACGAUGUCGAACCCACUAGAGCAUCCCUCGAUGCAGACGGAGAGAUCGAAGCCGCCUCACCAUCUAAGAAAGAUAUCCCGGUCCCUCAGCGUCCCCUUCACUCGUUGAAAUUUAACUAUGACGCUACCUCUCCACAAGUCAAUAUCACCCUGCUCAUCUACCCAUCCCCUGUGCCGAUGCCAGAAGGCAAGGAGUCGUUUGUCCUCGAUGAAGAACCCACCGUCGUUUACACAGGCGUUCAUUCAGGUGGAUUCGAUCAGUUGUUCACACUUCCCGCAUCAUCGGCAUUGGAUUUAUCCUCGGCUAUUGCCCCUCCUCCUGGAUCUGCUGAAGACAUGCCUCGGGACUCGCACGACGAGAGGAAACUUGCAUCAAACAACGACAUAAUCAGAGCUCGCACUUCGCAAAGUGCCGAGACCAACCGCAGCUCGUUGGAAAGGGGGAUUUCUAAUCUCAACAUCAGCCCUCCUCAACCUACUUUGACAACAGUUCCAGAGACAGGAGGUGUUGUGAAUAAUAACAUGUCAGAGCAGGGAGGGAGACGACGAAGAUUCGGGUUCUUCUCUCGUCGACAAAAUGAAGAGAGGGAUCUUGAGGCGGCGAAUAUCGAGAUGACCCCACGGGUUCCUUCGGCGGUGGAGAAGGAGGAAGAGAAAGAAGAAGAAAAGGGAAUGCGUAUUCUCAUCAAGAUUGAUGCGUUAGGCGCUGAAGGCGAGACAUUGCAGAGACGCAACGCACAACUCACUCAUAUCCUUAUCACUGGCAUGUGGACGGCCGACGCUCGUGCGGCUCCAAGCACAGUAACAGCGGCCCCAUCUACUCCUACAGGGAAACGUGUCUGGGUGGUCAAAGUUGUCAGACGGGAAGCAAUCAUUGGUCCACAUACUUUCCUUCUCAAGGAAAUAUACGGAUUGUCAUCCGCUGGGAAAGACACGACUCACAAUCACGCAUCAUACCCUCCAGGAGCGGACGACCAUGCUCAUGAAGAUCUCUACGCAUCCACGCCAAAUGAAUGUAUCGUCUGUCUCACAGCUCCUCGGGACGUCGUCCUACUUCCUUGUCGACAUCUAGUGGUUUGUAGGGAAUGUGCAGUGGGGAUGAUUGAAUUUGGAGCUGGAGGAAAGGUGUCAAGACGGGAUGAUACGACCGCUGCUGAGCCGGCUGAAGGGGAUGCUUCUCCUCCUGCGGCUGAUGUUGCGGUACCUACACCUGUGACACCAGUGGCUGGAGGAACCACUCAGACUGGAAGGGAAAGACGUAAAAAGAAACCGAAGGGAUGGUAUUGUCCUGUUUGUCGACAACCCUACACCUCAUUACUCCGAUUGGCCCUUCCGACCACAGAAGAGAGACCUUCCAAUCCUAAUUGUGCACCGUCGAUAAGAUCCUUCCGAUCGCAUAAAGCGCCCAGCAUCGCACCCACGCUACCCGAAGGGGCGGAAGAGAUGCUGGAGGCGUUACGUCCACCAACAUCUCCAGGACCCCAUGAGUCAGCAGAAGAGGUAUCUACAUCAGAGCAAGAAAGACCGCAGUUCGUACUCGGUCCAGAAGAACCUGAAGAGUCGACACAGAAUGGGUUCGAAGCUGGUAAGGUUAGUGAAGAGGGGAGAAGUAAAGGUUGGAGAGAAGUUUAG
Molecule: messenger RNA, 2052 nt
Organism: Tremella mesenterica DSM 1558
Lineage: Eukaryota; Fungi; Basidiomycota; Tremellomycetes; Tremellales; Tremellaceae
Exons: 6
Coding region: 1-2052 (683 amino acids)
Biological process (GO): protein ubiquitination
Cellular component (GO): cytoplasm
Molecular function (GO): ubiquitin protein ligase activity
Source: RefSeq, a predicted model, not a curated record